Macadamia integrifolia is the source of this 1458-nucleotide messenger RNA. RefSeq names its product F-box protein At5g52880. The transcript has 6 exons. The record is from RefSeq and is a predicted model, not a curated record. The coding region runs from base 284 to 1195 and encodes 303 amino acids. Gene Ontology annotation, molecular function: protein binding. NCBI's taxonomy places the organism in Eukaryota, Viridiplantae, Streptophyta, Magnoliopsida, Proteales, Proteaceae.
UGAUGAACGUACAUGCAGCGGAUCCAAUCAUGCGGUGUGGCACAAUCGACGGUCCGAUCCGCAGCUCGACCUCUCGAAUCACGAUGAUUCAUGAUCCUUGUGGGCCUGUGGAGUGGAGUUAGCCAUAGGGCAAUAAGGGAAGGCGGUGGAAGGUGGAUUUCUGUGGCAUUAGCUUACGUAGGUUCAACCAAUCCUCAGAAGACAUUCAUCGAAGGAUUACGUUAAACACCUUGAUCAUGGAGGUCUUCUGAUCACUUUUGCCUUCUCGGUUUGAUCUCUGAAAAUGGCCGGAGCAAUAGAGAGAUACCAGAAAUUGGGGCUUCGUGAAUUGUUAUCUCGAGUGUACGAUUAUCCUCAGGCAUGUCACGAACUCAGCUUCAUCUUGAGAGGAGCUUACAGUAAGGUCCCCAAAAAUCUACAGGCCAUUAUCUUUCAGGACACCGUCGUUGCCUUCCGCUUUCUUCCUCAAAUGCAAACACGUCGUGGUAUUUCAGCAGCUAAUCUCCUCCUCCAAGCUGCAGAGGUGGCCCUGCCCAAGCAGAAGAGAGUGAUGGCUGUUGCAGAGUUCAAGCAUGCGGUAGUGGCACAUAAGAGGCGUUGUAAAGCCCGGAAAGUUGAAGGAGGUUCAUCCAUGCUGCCUCAAGAUCUGGUUGUACAAAUCUUUAGUUUCCUAGAUAUGCGCUCAUUAGUUGCUGCAGGUUUGGUUUGCUGGUCAUGGAAUUUAGCAGCAAAUGAUAAUGAGCUGUGGCGGUCACAGUAUGUUCUCUACUUUGGAAAUUCUGAGAACUGUUCAGAACUUAAGGGGCAGCUUGGUGAACCAAGGCUGGAGAAGGUCAACAGAGUUCUACAACAGAAGGAAAAGGACAUGGUUUCAAUGUCCUUCCUUGACUGGAAGGAGGCUUUUAAGGGAGCAUAUAUAGGGAAUUCAUCUCGGAUAUCUACAUCUAAUAGGGGACACUGUUGGCAUUGCAAAUCAAUUGUUUGGCUCAGUAAUAUGAGGUGUGCUAAUGUACAAGAUGGGUUACAACCUGAAAAUCAUAAAAUCAAGCCAUUAUCGCUCCAACAGGUUGUUGAGUAUCUAGUGGAAGACUCUUCAUCAACUCUGUCUUAUUUAGACAGCGACUCCGAUUCAGAUGAAGAAUCAGCUUCCAGGCUGUGGGCGGUGCCGAAACACAUCACUGGAAACCAUAAGUAAUAAUUUCAUGUAAGUAUAUCCAUGGGUGCUUCUUUGGUUGUAUACAAUUGCAGACUUGGAGCACUGAAGAACCUGCCUUGGUAGAAACUGUUGCCCCUGUUGCCUCUGUUACAGUUGCUGGCAUCAUGAUCAUGUUGGCAAGAGAGGUUACUAUAACGAUUAUAGGACCAACUGUACAUAUCAUCAGUAAGAGAAUAUAUUGCCCAUGCUCUUGUAUUUCAAUUUGAAAUUAGUAUAGAAUCAAACUUAAUUUUAUUGAGUAA